Falco peregrinus (peregrine falcon) is the source of this 4298-nucleotide messenger RNA. It is a transcript of the gene CREG2, whose product is annotated as cellular repressor of E1A stimulated genes 2. Lineage: Eukaryota; Metazoa; Chordata; Aves; Falconiformes; Falconidae. The record is from RefSeq and is a predicted model, not a curated record.
AUGUCGGCGGGGCGGUGGCUGCCGGCGUGGUGCUGGCUGCCGGCGCUGCUGUGGGGCGGCGCGGGGGGCUACGUGGUGGUCAGCUCGGUGUCCUGGCCGCUGCCCGACGGGGGGGCGGCGGCGGACGAGCUGCACAGCUCCUCCACCGAGGAGGCGCUCCCCGCGCUGCUGGAGGAGGCGGGCGGCCUCUGGAAGCAGAGCUACCCGGCCUCGGCUUACCGGGAGGACGCGGCCCUGGGCUCCGGGCCGGCGGCGCGGCGGCCGGAGCAGGGGGCCGCCCCCUCCAGGAUGUUCUCCUACCGACGGGAGGGCGGCGGGGCGCCGGGCCGCGCCGGGACCGCCCGCUUCCUCGCCCGCUACAACACCUGGGGCUUCGUGGCGACGCGGGCGGCGCACGGAAAGAUCCAAGGUAUGCCCUAUGGGAACUGUUUACUUCUCAGCGAUGGUCCUGUCAAUAACAGCACUGGAAUCCCCUUCUUUUACGUGACGCUGAAGGAUAACACUGUGGCAGAUCUCCUGAAGAAUCCCAUGGCUUCUCUGACCCUGCCAGAGACAGAUGGAAAUUUCUGCAGAAAAAACGUAAUUGAUCCGGAGGAUCCAAGGUGCGCCAGGCUGACUCUCAUGGGACAGAUGGUCACGGUGCCUCCGGAGGAAGCAGAAUUUGCCAAGCAAGCAAUGUUUUCCAGGCACCCAGUGGUAAGAAAGUGGCCUCGUAGCUAUGAGUGGUUCUUCAUGAAAAUGAACAUUGAGCACAUCUGGCUUCAAAGCUGGUAUGGAGAAGUUUCUGCCAUUGCAGUAGAAGAGUAUUUAAAAGCUGUUCCAAGUAAAGGAUUGAAUGGACUUUGAUAUAGAGUUCUAAGUUUCCUUUCCAAACACUUUUAAAAUUUCAUGCUGGAUGGUCAAUUUACAGUGAUUUCCUGCCCCCCACCCCCCCACCCCCCCCCGGCUUCAAAAUAGCCCUGUCUCAUAUGGAGCAGAGUGAAAAUAAACCAACACAGACUUUCAAAUUAUAAAGGAGAAGUGGAUACUAGCCCUACCCUGCAAUGUACAAACUUGUCAUUUCAAAUAGGCAUUGCAUCAUCUUAAAUGGUGCUUAAAAAUGCUUUGUAUCUGUUUGUUUUGACUUUUGUUGCUGUGCACCCACAGGGAGACUACAGUAAGUGCUAAAUAUAAUGUUCUGAUUAACAGAAAAAGCAAAUUGCCUACUCAGAACCCCCUAUGCAUUGUAGAGGUAUUACUGCAGCUUGGUCUCCCUUGAUUUGGAAGUACUCUAAGAGAAACUUAAUAGCUGCAAAUAUAGGUAUUUAAGUUUUAAAAAAAUACUUUGCUAAAGCUGUCCUCAUUUGGUAACUUAUAAUUUCUACAUGUGCUUUUCUCAAAUUAGGUAAUUUGAUAUUUCACCUGGAAAUUGAGUAGAAAUUUUCUUUUUUAGUAGAAAAAAUGCAAGCAGCUCAAACAACAUGGCUCCAAUAUAACUUGUCUCUUGCUGGCACCAAGCUGGUUAAACAUGUUAAGGGCCAAAACCAAAUCAGCCCCACAAGGAUUAUCCUAAUACAAGUAUAAACAUUCUCAUAAGAAUAAUUAAGUAAGUGUUCUCAGCUAGCCUGUUGUUCUUAUCAGACAGGAAAAGUACUUUUAAUAGCCUGUAGUCCUGAUUUUUUUUGCACCCCUUCUCCAGCCACCGCUUUAUUUUUAACUCAUUUGUGUAACUCAUUUUUGUAUACUAUCACUAACUCAUGUAGGGGUACAGCCAGUCCCUUAACUCUGUUUCCACACCAAGUUUUAAAGGGCUUGUUGAUGCAUUUGUGUUUUAAAGAAGCCUAAAUAAAGAUAGUUAGACAUUUCAGGCCAUGAAAAACUGAUCUUCCUAGUGUGGAAAGUGCAAACAUUGUUGCAAACACAUUAUGAAUAGGCAUCACGUGAUAAUACCAAAAGAGUUCAAAGGUGUUUUUUUCACCUUCAGCCCUUUCUCUAGAUGUCCUGGUAACCUUAUUCUGCAGUUCUUACGGUUAUUGCAGUAAGAAAGUUCCCAUGGCUAACCAGCCAAGUCAUUACACAGUUUGCAAAUUAGACGGCUGUUCUCCCUGUUACAUUAAGAAAGAGGUUUCUGUGCCUGUGGGGAAGGUCUUCCAGCAUCCCUGGGAGAGCACCUGAGCUCUGGGUGGCAGCCUGCAGGACCCUCCCCGAGCGAGUGACCUGAGCUUGCACAGGUUAAUCCCUGGGCAGAGCUCAGAGGCAGCUGCGUGAGCUAUGACCAGCUGGAAACCAGUUAAGUGUAGCUGAGCUUAUUUUGGUUCAGGCAUGGAGAGAGGGAGCCACUCCCGGAGUGGAGCUGAGCAUCGUGCUAGUUUAACUACCAGGGGCUGCUUAGCCCUUGGUCAAGUGCAAGGCUCUGACCAUCACUGUUGUUCCUGAUAUUCUCUAAGAACUGAAGACAAAUGCAUGGGGAAGAACUUCGUUUAGACACUCACUAAGCAUUUUUUUUUUUUUGUCUCAUUGCCAGAGACUCUGCUAGCAGUGCAGGUCUUUUGCAGAGGUAAUUAUGCAAAAGAAGGAAGUGUCCUGCCUGAAUCUAUUUCUUUUUUUUUUUUUUUCCUUGGCAGAUGAGCACCAUUUUCCCAUUUGAGUUUGCCCCCGAAUCUUGCACUGUGUAGUACUGAAGCAAAACGGUCUGUCCUGUACAGAUUUAUAGAAUGCCAUCAAGUGAAAUCCUCCUUGAUUAAUAUAAUUUUGCCAUGGAGAUCUUUGUCCACUAUGAAUUUGAUACUUUGGCCAUUAUCAUUAAUGGGGCUUUUAAAUCUGAGUUCAACAGGCAGAGUAUUAGACCCUGUAGGGGAAUCUCGACAGGUCUAACAUUUCUGUGCAACUUUAAUUACAUGUUUCAUUAUCCCACUUCACUACUUUUCCCAGAGAAACCUGAACUGCCUAUUAUCUCUCCCCCACACACCCCCCGAGCAAAUUCAGUGUACAAGCUUAAUGUUUAAACAAGCUGAAGAAGAGAGGAAGAAUUUUAGAAAUGCCGCUGUUACUAUACUUUCAAUUUCAUUUAUAUCUUUAGACAGCCUGGUAACAGUGACAUGGUCCUAUGUCCUACCUGUUAACUUAUUAACACUCUUGCCUUUAAGUGGUAAGGGAUUUUAUCAGCAAUGUUCAGUAGAGCUUUAAACUGUUUAAGAAGCUAUUGUGCACUAAGAAAGGUUUUGAAUUUACAAUACCUUACUUGCUAUAGGCCGUCUAUCUGCACACCUAGAUUAAUUGGCGUAGCUUCUGUAUUGUAAAUUGACACAUUCAUCAAGAAGCUUUUCUAUACAGACUGGCUGUGAGGCUCUUGACAGAAACUCAAAACAUGAAAUGGUGAUGGCAUGUAAAGUGACAAAAUGGGCUUCAGGAAGAAAUGCCUUCUUAAAUUACCUGUUCUCCUUUCAUGCUUCCUUCUCCCAAGGAAUAGCUACCGUAAAAGUCCUUGAAGGUCUGUAGAAAUUAAUCAAAGAUAUGACCUGCAGGUUUUGAAUGGAAUUUUCUGGACCAGAAAAAGGGGAGGAGAUGAUAUUUUGCUUAAUUGGGCUUUACAUUUUUAUAUACUAGUUCCAAUGUUUCUUUAAACUGGCAAAUGUCUCAAGUGAUUGGUCAUCAUGCGGUAAGUGAUGUUUCUUGAAGCUUUUAACCCAAAAAGUGUUGAGAUGCCAUGGUAAAAUCAUAGUUCUUCAGAUUGUAAAGCGUCUUAUCUUCCUUCAGUUCACAUGAAUAGCAAAAAUCCUAUUUAUUUGUUGUGCUUUAAUUAUUAGAUCAAAUAAGCAUAUUUAUUAAAAGUCUUGAUAAGCCCUUAUGAGUUUAUUAAGCAUUUCAGCUACCUGAUGUGUAGUUCAUUUCCACGUGUUCUAUAUUUUCAUUAUUUCUGUAGCUUCCCCCAAAAAGCUUGUUGUGCAACAUGUAUUAUUUAAAACUUUAACUGUGGUUUUGCAAUAUUUAAGAGAUGCAUUUAGUCAUGUUUGUAUACUUGCUGAAAAAAGGAAGAGAAAGUUCUAAGCUUGGGUUCUCACUUCUUUUUGCUAAUUUGUGCAAACCUAAUGCAUGUACAGCAUUUAAGCACAGCUAGUUUGAACUGCUGUUCUUAUUUAACCAAAGAAUGCUCUGUUUCUGAUGAACUUUUCAUCAGUUCAGUGGACAAAAUGCAACCUGUCUCGUUUCUGGAUGUGUAUUGCAAUUUGCAAUGUAUUUUGAUUUCUAAAGACAAUGAACGUUGUUAACAAAAUGCCUACUGAGAAGAAAUGCAAAUAAACCAAAUUUCAGCGUGGAAA